Molecule: messenger RNA, 1940 nt
Organism: Chiloscyllium plagiosum (whitespotted bambooshark)
Lineage: Eukaryota; Metazoa; Chordata; Chondrichthyes; Orectolobiformes; Hemiscylliidae
Source: RefSeq, a predicted model, not a curated record
AUCAAGAGACAGAUCUCAAUAAAAUAUUAAAUCAGGAAAGAACCUACUCACUACUGUAGACUUACAGCAAGGGGCUUGCGAAUGCAUAUUUCCCCCAAAUGAAUAAUAACUCCCCUUCUUUCUAUCUACACAGUGCCACUGGGCGACAUUCUCCAAAACCAGACUAUUAGAUUUCGGAUGCACACUGACAAUACCAAGCCAAGCCUCACCGCCAUCUCUUUCAACUCCUAUGCUGUUGCUAAAUUAUCAGAUUGCAAAUCCAUCAUUUAGUGCUAGGUCAACAGCGGUGCCACGCACACACCAACAAGAGACAACCCAUGCCAAUGUGAUGAUGACCCAAAGCCAAAUCCAGGGGGAGGAAUGCAUUCACAAGUCCGGCACUGCGCAGGCGUGCGCCCCCCCGGCCUGGCGCAUGCGCAUUGCCGGCGGCGACCCGGGCUCGGCCGGAAACGUCGGCGGUCGGCUCCCAUCGCGGAGGAGAGCAGCCGGGGCCGCGGUUACUGCAAGUGGAGGAUUUGCAUUUGGGAAAUUCAAACCAAUUGUCACCUUGAGAUCUGACAGUGUUGGUUGAUUUAUCAGGACCUGGAUAUUUGACAUUCAAGGUUCUCAUUGCACAGUGUAUUAGAAGGCCAGGAGGCUGACAGCACAGACGACACCAGGAUCUGACUGGGUCUCCCAAUUCGGAGGAUGAAAGGAAAAGCCGCUCACCGUGGCAGGAAACCGUGGCGGUGCGGAGAUUGCGGAGAGGGUUUCCAAUCCCCCUCCGCCCUUGAAAUUCACCGGCGGGUCCACACCGGGGAGAGACCAUUCGCUUGUUCUGUGUGUGGGAAGGGAUUCCCCCGGUCAUCUCACCUGCUGAGGCACCAGCGGCUCCACACGGGGGAGAGACCGUUCGCUUGCCAAGGCUGUGGGAAGUCCUUCAAAUGCUCCAGGGAGCUGAUAUCUCAUCAAAUUCUUCACACUGACGAGAGACCGUUCAGGUGCUCCGACUGCGAGACUGGGUUCAGGCGAUCCUCCGACCUCACCAAGCACCAGCGGGUUCACACCGGGGAGAGGCCGUUCUCCUGCUCCGAGUGCGGCAAGGGGUUCACUCAGUCGUCGGCCCUGCUGCAACACCAGCGGGUUCACACCGGGGAGAGGCCGUUCUCCUGCGCCGAGUGCGGGAAGGGCUUCACUGCCUCCUCUGCCCUGCUGAGGCACCAGCAGGUUCACACCGGGGAGAGGCUGUUCACCUGCUCCGUGUGUGGGAAGGGAUUCACCCAGUCGUACAACCUGCUGAGACACCAGCAAGUUCACGAGUAGCUCCAGGGAUGGGAUGGUGCUGUUCGGGGUCAGGUGCAGAUCUUGGGGCUAAAGGGAUCGAAGGAUGCGUGGAGAAAGUGGGACACAGGAUACUGAGAUGGCUGAUCAGACAUCAACAUAUUGAACGAUGGAGAAGACCCAGAGGGCUGAAUGACCUACUGCUCCCAUUUCUUCCUGUUUUACCCAUGUCAAUCAUAAACACUUUGAAUUAAAUGCAAGAAAUGGUCCAACAACUGACGGUUCCAGCAAACUCUGAACCGUAUCGUAUGACGGUGUGAGAUUCUCUCCUCUCUUCACAAAUCCGUGCUGCUGAAAUCUGAUGACACAAAGAGUGGAAAAGGAGAAGGUGAUGGAUUGGAAAACCCUUGAUGCUUUGCCUCACAGAUUCAGACUGACCACACUUAGUAAGGUACCUGCUUGGUUAAAGGUUGGUCAAAGAGGCGUAGGGCCCAUAUGGGAAAUUGCCCAAGUAUAUGUUGCCCGUAAAAAGCAGGAUAAAUCCGACCCGGCCAAUUACUGCCCCAUCAAUGAACACUAAAGUAAUGGAAGCUGUCAUCAACAGUGCUAUCAAGCAGCAUAUGCUCAGUAAUAAUCUGCUCACUGACACCCAAUUUCGGUUUCUCCAGGUCACUUAACCC